UGUGAUGCUGCGGCUCCGUGGCCCCGCGGCCCCACGAUGCCCCGAAGCCCCGUGUCCAGCGAGGAGGAGCGCCGCAGCGUGAGCGAGUGCCCCGAGGGAGGCUCCGAGUCGGACAGCUCCCGGGACGGCCCGGGCAGGGGACCCAAGUGGGGCCUGGGGCUGGGCCAGCUGCAUUAGCCUGGCCUCCGCUCACGUCUUCCGGUAGGACGCCUCCAUGUGCCCGACGACGCCCACUUCAGUAUGAUGGUCUUCCGGAUUGGGAUCCCCGAUCUGCACCAGACCAAAUGUCUGCGAAUUCAACUGACGCCACCACCCAGCCGCCAAGCAGUAAGGUCUCUCAGGCGCUUGAGCGAGAGCCUCCAGGACGUGCUCAACUACGGGCUGUUCCAGCCGGCCUCCUCCGGCCGGGAUGCCAACUUCCUGGAGGAGGAGCGCCUGCUCCGAGAGUACCCCCAGUCCUUUGAGAAGGGCGUGCCCUACCUCGAGUUCCGAUACAAGACCCGGGUUUACAAGCAGACCAAUCUGGAUGAGAAGCAGCUAGCAAAACUCCAUACCAAGACCGGGCUGAAGAAGUUUCUGGAGUACGUACAGCUCGGCACAUCCGACAAGGUGGCGAGGCUGUUGGACAAGGGGCUGGACCCCAAUUAUCAUGACUCUGACUCAGGAGAGACGCCCCUGACGCUGGCGGCCCAGAUCGAGGGCUCGGUGGACGUGAUCCGCACGCUGUGCUUGGGCGGGGCCCACAUCGACUUCCGGGCCCGGGACGGGAUGACGGCGCUGCACAAGGCCGUGUGUGCCCGGCACUGCAUGGCGCUCACGGCUCUGCUGGACCUUGGGGGAUCCCCCAACUACAAGGACCGCCGGGGGCUCACUCCCUUGUUCCACACAGCCAUGGUGGGUGGAGACCCUCGAUGCUGUGAGCUGCUGCUCUACAACCGGGCCCAGCUGGGCAUUGCUGAUGAGAACGGCUGGCAGGAGAUCCACCAGGCCUGCCAGAGAGGGAACUCCCAACACCUGGAACACCUGCUGUUUUAUGGGGCCGAGCCAGGCGCCCAGAAUGCAUCGGGGAACACAGCCUUGCACAUCUGUGCCCUCUACAACAAGGAGACGUGUGCCCGAAUACUCCUCUAUCGGGGGGCCAACAAGGAGGUGAAGAACAACAACGGACAGACACCUUUCCAGGUGGCUGUCAUAGCCGGCAACUUUUGAAAUUGGGAG
Molecule: messenger RNA, 1218 nt
Organism: Sarcophilus harrisii (Tasmanian devil)
Lineage: Eukaryota; Metazoa; Chordata; Mammalia; Dasyuromorphia; Dasyuridae
Product: SH3 and multiple ankyrin repeat domains protein 1-like
Exons: 9
Cellular component (GO): dendritic spine; postsynaptic density; postsynaptic membrane
Molecular function (GO): ionotropic glutamate receptor binding; synaptic receptor adaptor activity
Source: RefSeq, a predicted model, not a curated record